Molecule: messenger RNA, 1788 nt
Organism: Penicillium brasilianum
Lineage: Eukaryota; Fungi; Ascomycota; Eurotiomycetes; Eurotiales; Aspergillaceae
Source: the annotation of a GenBank genome assembly
CCGCCGAUGAGCCUUCCAGUCUUUUUAACCAAAUCAACAAAAGCAAAGCCUCUCAAACUUUUCUUUCAUCCUUUACCUUUAUUUGUUUCUAUUCAUUCAAGAUUGAAUACCAAGCUUUCGUGGCAGACGACAUUCUAAUCAAACACAUGUCUUUCGGCUUCUCCGUGGGAGACUUUCUCGCGGGCGCAAAUUUAGCUUAUAGGCUCAUACGCGCCUUGUCGGAGUCUCGAGGUUCAAAUAUGGAAUAUCAGGAAGUCAUCCAGGAGCUUGGUUGCAUCCAGCACACAUUCCUACACGUCGAACUCAUCAGCUCUAGAAAGGUCUUCAGCCAAGCGACCAUAAACGCGAUUGCACAUAUACUGGGCUCAUCGAUGGAAGUAAUGGAGAGGUUCCUUCAACAGACCGAAAAAUAUCGAAAGAGUCUCUCCAGGAAUGGUGGACGGUCUCUGGCAGCGGACAGUUGGAGAAAAAUUGGAUGGAGCUUAUUCCAAAAGGAAGAACUGAUCAGCCUUAGAAGUACUUUACAGACACGCCUCACAGCAGUCAAUAUUUUAGUGUCCGCAGCCAACAGUCAAAACUACUAUAUCACACCACAAGCAGUUGGGAAGUUUCAGACAAGCAGUUUCGAGACCCGGUCAUGUCAGGCACUAUCGCAUGUCUCGUCCGAAGCAACCACCGCGGUUGCUGGUGACUCUUCUGGAGAUUACGGGGCUGAAAUGUACGCCAAGGUAGAAGAUCAAAGUCUGGUGCACAACCCUUCCGAGUGGCAAAGGGAUGAGGCGUAUACGAAAGUCGAAGAUCAAACGCAUGCAAACAUUUCUUCAGAGGAGCACCAAGAUGAGAUAAGCACUGAAGUCGUUGAGGCCCCAUCAUACCAGAGAUUGUCAAAUGCCUCGUGCAAAACCACCAUCACCGCCAUCGGUAACCCUUCCGGAGGGCAAAGGGAUGAAGUAUAUAACAAAACCAAAUAUCAAAAUCAGGGGCACAUGCAGCGAGAAGCUAUUCUUGAAAAUGCUCCACAUAUCAAGGAAGCAAAGGAUUAUUUGGGGGGCGAGAGCGGCGAGAAUGGAGAGUACCUUCGACGCAAAUUGGCUGAGCUAGAGGCAGUCCAAGUGCUGGCAAAGCUGGGGAUGCUCCAAGCGCAUCCUUCUUCCCAGCUCCCUGGCAUUCUCCACGCUACGACUGUCUCAAAUGAGAAAAAAAAGCCAAUCAAGUUCAAAGACGCUGUUGGUCGGAAAUUUAGUUUCCCAUUUGAGCUCGGUUGUACCUGGCAGGGAAUGGAGGAUCUUAUCAACCAGGCAUUUCUUCACGUUGAAGUAAUUGGUCCACAUGUGGCCAAAGGGCAUUACGAUCUAGUUGGACCAAAUGGUGAAAUUAUCCUUCCUCAAGUCUGGGAUAGUGUUAUUGAGCCAGACUGGACGGUGACAAUGCAUAUGUGGCCAAUACCAGAAGCACCGAAGGAACCAGAUAUUCUGCCCCCCGACACGAUCUGAAAGGAAGAGGCUCAGAAUGCGUCGAUAGAUCUAUGGCAAUAUCUGCUAAGCCGUUACUAUUAUGCCUUGCCUAUCAACUUUGACCCGAUAUGGACACCCAGGGCAGCGCCAAUCCCUGCAGUGAAACAACUGAAGGAGGAGAAAGAGUUAACAUUUGCCAACACCCGCCUAGUUUGCUAAGUUUGCAUGGAACCAUCUAGUUAGGGAAGCCUUCAUGAUUAACUGCAGUCCGUAAAAAUCAUAGGGAAUCAUGAAGCAGUGUCAGAGUUCUAGUGUUUACUUAAGCUUCUCCGAG